GAGUAGCGAGAAUCCUCAGCCAUGAAGGAGGCGUCACAGAAAUCGAGGUUUUGCAAGCUGCUCUGCUUCAUGACACAGUGGAGGACACGGACACCUCUCCUGCAGAACUUGAAGCCAAGUUUGGACCGGUCGUGGCUCGCAUCGUUCAGGAGGUGACGGAUGAUAAGAGUCUGCCCAAACAGGAGAGGAAGCGUCUGCAGGUGGAACAUGCGCCUCACUGCAGCCACCAAGCCAAACUGGUCAAACUGGCUGAUAAACUAUACAACCUGCGGGAUCUGAACCGCUGCACCCCUGCUGGUUGGACAGCCGAGCGGGUGCAUGAGUAUUUUGUGUGGGCCUCUGAGGUAGUUAGAGGCCUGAAAGGAACCAACUCGGCUCUGGAAGAGAAGCUGGAGGAACUGUUCAGACAGAGAGGAGUCCAGCUCUAACAACACAACAGCUGAGAACAGGCCAUUCAGAUUACAAAUCAAAUACACUUUCAUUUGUAAAUAAAUGAAAUAAAUCAUAUUUCAUAUAAA
Molecule: messenger RNA, 518 nt
Organism: Plectropomus leopardus (leopard coralgrouper)
Lineage: Eukaryota; Metazoa; Chordata; Actinopteri; Perciformes; Serranidae
Source: RefSeq, a predicted model, not a curated record